Messenger RNA from Aspergillus saccharolyticus JOP 1030-1, 1139 nucleotides. Its product is annotated as complex I 24 kDa subunit family protein. The record is from RefSeq and is a predicted model, not a curated record. Bases 38 to 847 code for a protein of 269 amino acids. Gene Ontology annotation, molecular function: NADH dehydrogenase activity. NCBI's taxonomy places the organism in Eukaryota, Fungi, Ascomycota, Eurotiomycetes, Eurotiales, Aspergillaceae. The transcript is spliced from 3 exons.
CCAAUACCCCCGUCAAUCCCUCAUAUCGCCGCCGGCAAUGGCUUCCAAACUCUUUCCCGCCGUCCCGCGGACUGGCCGUCAGCUUUUCCAGAACUUCCCUAAGACUCAAUUCAGACCUUUCUCGGCUGGUCCGCAACGUUGCAGCGACUCCCUUGCCGUGCACCGCAACAAGCCCGACAACAACCCGUCCGUCCCUUUUAAGUUCAACGACCAGAACCUCAAGCUCAUCGAUGAGAUCCUCAAGCGCUACCCCCCUCAGUACAAGAAGGGUGCCGUCAUGCCCAUCCUUGAUCUGGGCCAGCGCCAGCACGGCUACACUAGCAUCAGCGUCAUGAACGAGGUUGCUCGCCUCCUCGAGAUGCCCCCCAUGCGUGUCUAUGAAGUCGCAACUUUCUACACCAUGUACAACCGUGAGCCUGUUGGCAAGUACUUUGUGCAGCUCUGCACGACGACACCCUGCCAGCUUGGUGGUUGCGGUAGCGACAAGAUCGUCAAGGCUAUCACGGAACACCUGGGCAUCACCCCCGGCCAUACCACCGAGGACGGUCUUUUCACUUUCGUUGAAGUCGAAUGUCUGGGUGCCUGUGUUAACGCUCCCAUGGUCCAGAUCAACGACGACUACUACGAGGAUCUCACCCCGGAAUCCAUCAAGACUCUCCUCACCGCGCUCAAGGAUUCGGCAACCGCUGCUGAAGCCGGCAAGCCCGUCAAGGUACCCGCCCCUGGCCCGUUGAGUGGAAGACAGACCUGCGAGAACAGCGCCGGUCUCACAAACUUGGUGGAGCCCGUCUGGGACCCGGAGACGAUGAUGAGAAAGGAUGGAGCUUUGGAUCAGCCCGCGCAAUAAAUGAAUGUCAGCCUAUAAUUUGAAUACAGUUUCGAUGCCGUGCGUUGGAAGGUUCGGGUAGUUCCUCAUGUUUUUCCCUUUUCCUCGUUCUAUAUCUUUUCCUUUUCUUCUAUCUAAAACAUUCCUGGCUGGUGACUCUCGGACACGGUCACUCGGAUAACGCUUAUGUACAGUACGUUGUGCCUCAGAUUUGCUUGCUUCCUGUUGUGUAGGGAGAAAGACCGGGUCAUGGUGGGAGUCAUCUGAACUACCAUAGAAGGUUUUGUUAGCAGCACCCAAUGGAGUCUCUUAG